This is a messenger RNA of Sorghum bicolor (sorghum), 1868 nucleotides long. Its product is annotated as AP2/ERF and B3 domain-containing protein Os01g0693400. Gene Ontology annotation, biological process: regulation of DNA-templated transcription. The coding region runs from base 310 to 1551 and encodes 413 amino acids. The record is from RefSeq and is a predicted model, not a curated record. Lineage: Eukaryota; Viridiplantae; Streptophyta; Magnoliopsida; Poales; Poaceae. Gene Ontology annotation, molecular function: DNA-binding transcription factor activity; DNA binding. The transcript has a single exon.
ACAAGCCCAAAACACGGCCGCGAAGGCGGAACGUAACCAAACCAUUUGCACACGCAGACAUGGGUGUAGCGGUAUGGCUAUACGGCCUACGGCGUGGCAGUCCCCAGAAAACAGCUACCUCUCCUACGCCGCGCUCUCUCCAGUCUCCAGUGAGUUUCCACCCACCCACCGGUGAGGCUAUAUAUCCCUCGGCACCCUCCCCCUCCUCAACCUAUCCUACAACACUACAAACAUCUCCCCGGAACAGAAGCAUACAUACGCGGUGCCCAAGCCCAGCUAUAGCCAGCUUCCAGCAGUGGUGCACUGAAAAUGGACAGCGCCAGCAGCCUCGUGGACGACACCAGCAGCGGCAGCGGAGGCGGUGGCGGCGCGUCCACGGACAAGCUAAGGGCUUUGGCCGUCGCCGCCGCCGCCUCGGGCCCGCCGCUGGAGCGCAUGGGCAGCGGCGCCAGCGCGGUCCUUGACGCGGCCGAGCCGGGCGCCGAGGCGGACUCUGCUGCUGCCGCCGCCCCGGGCGCGGUGGGCGUGGGCGGGAAGCUGCCGUCGUCCAGGUACAAGGGCGUGGUGCCCCAGCCCAACGGGCGGUGGGGCGCGCAGAUCUACGAGCGCCACCAACGCGUGUGGCUCGGCACGUUCGCGGGCGAGGCCGACGCCGCGCGCGCCUACGACGUCGCCGCGCAGCGGUUCCGCGGCCGCGACGCCGUCACCAACUUCCGCCCGCUCGCGGACGCCGACCCGGACGCCGCCGCCGAGCUCCGGUUCCUCGCGUCACGCUCCAAGGCCGAGGUCGUCGACAUGCUCCGCAAGCACACCUACUUCGACGAGCUCGCGCAGAACAAGCGCGCCUUCGCCGCCGCCGCCGCCGCCGCCGCCUCGUCCGCGGCCACCACCACCGCCUCGUCACUAGCCAACAACAACAACAACCAUUCCUCCCUCGCGUCGCCCUCCCCCGCGACGGCUCGGGAGCACCUCUUCGACAAGACGGUGACCCCGAGCGACGUGGGCAAGCUGAACCGGCUGGUGAUCCCGAAGCAGCACGCCGAGAAGCACUUCCCGCUGCAGCUCCCGUCCGCCGGCGGCGAGAGCAAGGGCGUGCUCCUCAACCUGGAGGACGCCGCGGGCAAGGUGUGGCGGUUCCGCUACUCCUACUGGAACAGCAGCCAGAGCUACGUGCUCACCAAGGGCUGGAGCCGCUUCGUCAAGGAGAAGGGCCUCCAGGCCGGCGACGUCGUCGGCUUCUACCGCUCGUCCGCGGUCGGCGCCGGCGCCGACACCAAGCUCUUCAUCGACUGCAAGCUGCGUCCCAACAGCGUCGCCACCGCCUCGACGACGACAGGCCCCGCCGUGGGGUCAUCGCCUCCGGCUCCGGCUCCGGCGCCGGUGGCGACGAAGGCCGUGCGUCUCUUCGGCGUCGACCUGCUGACGGCGCCGGCCGCCACCGCCGCGGCGCCAGCGGAGGCCAUGGCCGCCGGGUGCAAGAGAGCCCGGGACUUGGCCUCGCCCCCGCAGGCGGCGUUCAAGAAGCAGCUCGUGGAGCUGGCACUAGUGUAGACGGACUAAUGCGACGGACGGAGCGAUCGAUCUUUCUCUUUCCCUAGUUUAGCAGCUAGUCGUUUUCUUUUUGCCCGAUCGCUCAACUCAGAUGGUAGCAUCACCGUUCACCGAGCUGAAUUUAGUCCCUUCUCGGCAAGCAUCUCACUUAGUUCGUUCGUUUGUUUAUUUCCCAUUUCUUCUUGCAUUGCUUCGAUGUAAAUCUUCUCCUCAACUGUAUACUUACUGCUAAUGGAGGAAAAAGAAAAACAGCCCUAGAAGGCUAGAUGAUGAUCAUCUGAUCUGACACAGAAGAAGCAGAAACAUUCUAAACAUCA